This is a messenger RNA of Mycosarcoma maydis (corn smut), 753 nucleotides long. RefSeq names its product putative proteasome core particle subunit alpha 5. The transcript has 3 exons. The record is from RefSeq and is a predicted model, not a curated record. Gene Ontology annotation, cellular component: nucleus; proteasome core complex; proteasome core complex, alpha-subunit complex. The coding region runs from base 1 to 753 and encodes 250 amino acids. Gene Ontology annotation, biological process: proteasome-mediated ubiquitin-dependent protein catabolic process. NCBI's taxonomy places the organism in Eukaryota, Fungi, Basidiomycota, Ustilaginomycetes, Ustilaginales.
AUGUUCUUGACAAGAUCCGAGUAUGACCGUGGUGUCAACACAUUCUCGCCCGAGGGUCGUCUCUUUCAGGUCGAGUACGCACUAGAAGCCAUCAAGCUCGGCUCAGCGACCGUUGGAAUUGCCACGAAGGAAGGAGUCGUGCUUGGUGUCGAGAAGCGAGUGCAGUCAAAGCUGCUCGAGUCGUCGUCGAUCGAAAAGAUUAUGGAGGUGGACCAGCACUUGGGUGCAGCGAUGAGUGGCCUCACUGCCGAUGCGAGGACCAUGAUCGAGCACGCGCGCGUCACUUCACAGAACCACGCCUUCACGUACGAUGAAGAGAUCAAGGUCGAAUCGGUGACGCAAGCUGUUUGUGAUCUCGCGCUCCGCUUCGGAGAGUCGACAGCAGGCGACGAGGCCAUGAUGUCGAGACCGUUCGGUGUGGCACUCUUGAUCGCAGGUAUCGACGAAAAGGGACCACAACUUUUCCACGCGGAUCCUUCUGGUACUUUUGUUAGGUAUGAUGCCAAGGCGAUUGGAAGCGGCUCCGAAGGUGCUCAGACCGAACUGCAAGACAAAUACAGGAAGGAUAUGACAUUGAAGGAAGCCGAAAUCCUCUGUCUGCGCGUACUCAAGCAGGUCAUGGAAGAGAAGUUGGAUCAGAACAAUAUACAAUUGGCCACAGUCACACCAAGGAUUGCCAAGGACGGUCGCCAGUCUGGUCAAUUCGGCAUCAUGAAGGAGGAACAACUCCAGGCUCUAAUUGCCGAGAUGUAG